CCAGGUGAGGCCACACUCAGAUUGAUGGAGUGGUGCUCUAUCCUAAUGCUCUCUGCUUCCCUUGUGUCAUCUUGCAAAUUUGAAACCUGCAAGGCAGUGCACGAAGGUGGGAAGGCAAGGACCGCCAGAGAGUUUGGACUAGGCCUACUUCUGUUCUGGUAAAACUGCAUGCUCAUUCUGGUCACAACACGAACAUAGCAAGCUGCCUUCUACCGAUCCCAUUCACCUAGUUUGUCAUUUUCCAAACUGACUGCCAGCAGCUUUCCGGGGGUUCAGGCAAGGGACUCUCCCAUCUCUGCCCAGAGAUGCAGGAAUCGAACCUGUGACCUGCACACAAAGCCAAUGCUCUACCACAGAGUCAUGGCUGUUGUGCCUUGAGGAAUGAAUCAAAAUAGGCAGCCUGGUUGUGAAACUAAGAACCGUUCAGACCCCGUGCUGUCCUUAAGCUCCUGUUCAUGGUUCCCAAGUCCACAAACCUUCAUCCCCUCACCCUUGCACUGCAGGGGGUUGGGCUAGAUGACCCUUGGGGUCCCUUCCAACUCCACCGUGCUUUGAUUCUAUGACCUCUACCCUUCCUAGCUCACUGAGCACCCCAGAGGUAAUUCAGGGACAGUGCCCUGGCUCUGGGAGCGGCUGGUGGGGUGGCAGUCGUGCCACCAGGUCUGCAGAUGCAAUACGAGGAAAUUCCCGAAUCCUUAUCUCCUGCUGAUCCAACUAUAAAUACAGACGCAGGCAGGGAAGCUGGCCUACUCAAGAGGAGCCGAUAGCCUGCAGAGCUAGUGCCUCCCUGAGUCCGUUGCACCAUGAAGCUUCUUGCUGUUCUCCUCAGCUUGGCCGCCGUCAUAGGUUCUUCUUCAAGUGAUGAAGCCGCCAGCACCUCCCUGACUUGGAAGCAGAUCCUCAGCCCCUUUGAGAGUUUCAAGCUGCCUGAGGAGAUCAGCACCCAGGCCGCCGACAGAUUCAACAGAGUCCAAAGCCACCUGGUGGAUCUGAAGGACCAGCUUCUGCCGGCCCUCCAAAAGGUGACGGAGGACCUGCAGGAGCUGAAUCGGAAGGUGCAACCUUUCGCAGAAGCUGUGGACCAGAAGUUGCGGAGUGGCAUCAGCAAAGUGCAGGAGCAUGUGGCCCCUUACACCGAGAAGCUGCGGGAGCAGGCAGAGCAGCGGAUGGAGACCUUGCAGCAGACCCUGGCCACCGGCAGGGAGAAGCUGACACAGAACGUGGAGGAUAUUCGAGCCCAGCUGGGGCCUCUUGUGGAGGACGUGAAGACCAAACUCCAACAGCAGACCCAGGAGUUGCGCCCCGCCAUCCAGCGACUUCACGGCAAUCUCAGGCAGACCUACGAAAGCUUGCAAGACUGCGCUGAAGACUUCCAAGCUUGUCUGGCCAAGAUCAUGCUGCAGCCCCAGUGAGAACCCGGUCUAUCAACCCAGGGGUGGUGAGCAGCAGGAUAAGGAUGGAGCGAGUCUGGCCUUUGUGCUGGAAAUUCUCAGACAGGCGCCUAGCAAAGGUUGAAGUUGCUGAAGAGCCACACUCUCCCUGACUCUCCUUAUGCCUGUAAACAUCCCCUGAAUGGAGCAAUAAAAGAUUGAGCCUUU
Messenger RNA from Zootoca vivipara (common lizard), 1598 nucleotides. RefSeq lists its product as uncharacterized. The record is from RefSeq and is a predicted model, not a curated record. Lineage: Eukaryota; Metazoa; Chordata; Lepidosauria; Squamata; Lacertidae.